GGAAAAGAAAAAAAAAAGUCCAUAGCGAAACCUCCCCUCUUUCGCGACCCCUCUACCGUUGAUGCCAAAUAAAAAAAAACACGACAACAACGACAACACAACCUUGUAGACAAACUCUUUUCUACUACCAAACUAUUUAACUAAAUCUACUAUUAAGAUUGCUUAUACGAAUAUCGCCGAACCUCACGUUACCUCGAGUAUACAGGAAUUCGUUCCAUGAACUUUAUUACUAUUGUAUCUUCGGCGCCCUCUACCUAAUCUACGCUCAGAGCCCGUAGUAGGUUACCGCGUCUUAGCCCUGCGGGGCACAAUAUCUCGAAGCGAUACAACUUUGACAAACUUUGAUUUCUACCUACUAACAAAACACCACGCCUUCUUCUUCUUCUUUUUCUUCUUCUUCUUCCUCCUUCCUCUCUUAGGUAGAAGUCGUUCGCAAAUCGAAAAUUCGCAAACCUACCUCGAUCAUCACAAAUCAUGUCGGUGCUUCCGGCAGAGACUCACGCAGAGCUAACGCAGCUCCUGCAAGCUCUGCAAUCCUCGGACAACACUAUACGAUCUCAGGCCGAGGGACAUUUGCAAAAUAGCUGGACUAAUACCCGCCCUGAAAUCCUGUUGAUGGGCCUGGCUGAGCAGAUAGCAGCUUCAUCUGAAUCAUCUCUUCGUUCCUUUGCUGCCGUCAUAUUUCGUCGAAUAGCGUCAAAGACACGCAAGAACGACAAAGGCGACAAUUCUGAGGUAUUUAUAUCGCUACCUUUCGAGCAAGCUUCCGUUAUUCGCCAGAAGCUCCUUGAAGCCUUAGCCAACGAGAGAGACCGCCUGGUGCGGAAUAAAAUAAGUGACGCUGUCGCCGACGUCGCAAGACAAUACUCAGAGUCCACCGAGCAAUGGCCCGAGAUUCUAGCCGUUCUCUUUAACCUGAGCGUGGCGGCUGACGCAGGUCAACGCGAGACCGCUUUCCGUGUCUUUGCGACUACACCAGGUAUUAUCGAGAAACAGCAUGAUAAUGCAGUAUUAGAUGCCUUCAACAGAGGAUUCAAGGAUGACUCCGUUGCAGUCCGCUUGGCUGCUAUGGAUGCCUUCGCAUCCUUCUUUAGAAACCUCCCCAAGAAGGAUCAAAAUAAAGUAUUUUCGUUGCUACCCGACGUACUCAACAUCCUACCCCCUAUCAAGGAUUCGCACGACUCUGAGGACCUUAGUAAAGCCCUGGUUGCCCUAAUCGAUUUAGCUGAGACCUCGCCAAAGAUGUUUAGACCCUUAUUUCAUAACCUCGUCAUGUUCAGCGUCGGCGUUAUACAGGACAAGGAGUUAAAUGAUCUCAGCCGACAGAAUGCACUCGAACUCAUGGCUACUUUUGCCGAUUACGCCCCGUCCAUGUGCCGCAAGGACCCCUCUUAUACGACCGACAUGAUCACCCAGUGUUUAAGUUUAAUGACAGAUCUCGGCGAAGACGAUGACGAUGCUGCCGAAUGGUUAGCAUCAGACGACUUUGAUCAGGAAGAGAGCGAUUUGAAUCAUGUCGCAGGAGAGCAGUGCAUGGACCGGCUGGCAAACAAACUCGGAGGCGAAACUAUUCUGGCCCCAACGUUCCACUGGCUCCCCAGAAUGAUGACUUCUAUGGCCUGGAAGGAUCGUCACGCGGCUCUGAUGGCCAUCUCGGCUAUAUCGGAAGGCUGCCGUGACCUGAUGGUUAAGGAACUCAGUCAUGUUCUUGAGUUGGUUGUUCCUGCGCUGAAGGACCCCCACCCGCGAGUUCGUUGGGCCGGGUGUCAGGCUCUUGGUCAGAUGAGCACAGACUUCGCGCCCACGAUGCAGAAAGAGUACUAUGAUACUGUCUUGAAAGCCAUCAUUCCUGUGCUUGAGUCCCCGGAAGGUCGUGUUAAAGCGCAUGCCGCUGCCGCAUUGGUUAACUUUUGUGAGGAGGCGGAAAAGAGCAUCCUUGAACCCUACCUUGACCAAUUAUUAUCCUCGUUAUUCCAACUUCUCCAGAAUGAGAAGCGCUACGUCCAGGAACAAGCCCUCUCAACAAUUGCAACCAUCGCCGAUGCUGCCGAAGCUGCCUUUUCCAAGUACUAUGAUACAUUGAUGCCUCUGCUCGUUAAUGUACUGCGACAGGAAACUGAAAAGGAGUACCGACUACUUCGUGCUAAGGCUAUGGAAUGUGCUACGUUGAUAGCGUUGGCUGUUGGAAAGGAACGUCUCGGAAACGAUGCUAUGGUCUUGGUUGAACUCCUUGCUAAUAUUCAAGAACAUAUCACCGAUCCUGACGACCCGCAGUCGCAAUAUCUCAUGCACUGCUGGGGACGCAUGUGCAGAGUUAUGGGCGUCGAUUUCUUACGCUUCUUGCCAAAUGUCAUGCCUCCUUUGGUUGAAUUGGCCAGUGCCAAGGCUGACAUCCAGCUAUUAGAUACGGACGACGAGAUUGAACAGAUUCAGCAAGAAGAUGGAUGGGAGCUCGUGCCACUCAAGGGCAAGAUGAUUGGAAUCAGAACUAGUACUAUGGAUGACAAGCAUAUGGCCAUUGAGCUGCUCGUAGUUUACGCGCAGACCCUCGAGGGUCAUUUUGCUCCAUAUGUCGCUGACACGAUGGAGAAAAUCGCACUACCAGGUCUCGCAUUUUUCUUCCACGAUCCCGUUCGAUUCAUUUCGGCGAAACUUGUUCCUCAGCUGCUUAGCUCGUACAAGAAGGCAUAUGGCCCCGAGUCGAAUGAACUUCGGGGUCUAUGGGCCGGAACCGUUGACAAGCUGCUCGAGGUGCUUACUGCUGAGCCGGCCAUCGACGCCCUGGCUGAGAUGUACCAAUGCUUUUAUGAGUCGGUCGAAGUAGUCGGCAAGGAUUGCCUCAAUUUACAGCACAUGGGCAAGUUUAUUGAUGGAGUUCACUCGGCUAUCGAAGACUAUAGGGACCGUGUUGCUAAACGCGAAGAAGAUAAGGAAGGGGCUGCUGCCGAGGAUGCCGAGGAUGAAGCCGAAGAGAUCAUGAUUGCAAUUGAGGACGACCAGACCCUGCUGUCUGAUAUGAACAAGGCGUUCCAUUCCAUCUUCAAGAAUCAUGGUCCUGCUUUCCUCCAGCCAUGGGAACGUCUAAUGUCCACGUACACGAGCUUCCUUACCUCGGCGGAUCCUACGCAGCGCCAGUGGGGUCUAUGUAUCAUGGAUGAUGUCUUAGAAUAUUGCGGGCCAGAGAGUGUUCGUUACGCUCAAGCUAUUAGCACUGCUCUCCUGGAAGGCUGUAAAGAUCCCUCGGCUGCCAUCCGACAAGCUGCUGCGUAUGGUAUCGGCGUGGCCGCUCAUCGUGGCGGAGCUCCUUGGUCCCAGUUCCUGGCAACAUCGAUACCCUACUUAUUUCAGGCAACUCAGAUACCGGAUGCGCGCGGUGAAGAGGCUGUUUACGCCACUGAGAAUGCUUGCGCGGCUAUCGCAAAGAUUUUACACUUUAACAAGCAAAGUCUACAGGAUCCCCAAGCUAUCGCAACACAAUGGGUCAAUACAUUGCCAGUCACAAACGACGAAGAGGCAGCACCAUAUGCCUACGGCUAUCUCGUGGAGUUAAUCGAACAACAAAACCCUGCGGUAACUAGCCAGGUCGACAAAGUGUUUGUCUACGUAGGACAGGCGCUCGAAGCUGAAAUGCUCCACGGACAGUUGGGCGCACGCGUGGCCCGAGCAAUUCAAAUUCUACUUCAGUCGGCAAAUGUCGACCCGACGCCACUGUUACAACAACACUUCUCGCCCGAAGGCCAACAAAUCAUUAGACGUCACUUCUCCUAGUUGUGGCAAAACAACGCCCUUGGGUUGGCUGUGAUGACUUUGCUGAGGGCUGCGUGAUAUCGGAUUCGCGCAGGGUUGCUCAUAGGAUUUGGCUGCAAUAGAUUGCAGCGUAAAGGAUGAGAAUAUAAGCCCCAAUCAUGACACUACUCACUACCAUGGACCGAAUCCGCUCACCUACUUCUAAUGACGGGGUGUCCCCCCCUUAACCCCCUCAUCGGGGCGGAAGAUUUGGGAGAGGGAAUAAUUCAGGGAUAGAGUUAUACGCCCUGGUGCGACAACCGAUGUCGCGGUUGCGGGUGAAUGGGGAUGAGAAUGCUGUUCUCCUAGGCGAAUAGGCACGACUAUAGCAGAAGAAUCUCUGUAUCGAGAUUCGAUACCUAGCAAUAUAGAAUCAAGAAAGAUUACCAACGUA
Daldinia vernicosa is the source of this 4180-nucleotide messenger RNA. RefSeq names its product ARM repeat-containing protein. The coding region runs from base 475 to 3768 and encodes 1097 amino acids. The record is from RefSeq and is a predicted model, not a curated record. Lineage: Eukaryota; Fungi; Ascomycota; Sordariomycetes; Xylariales; Hypoxylaceae. Gene Ontology annotation, biological process: protein import into nucleus. Gene Ontology annotation, molecular function: small GTPase binding; nuclear import signal receptor activity. The transcript has 7 exons. Gene Ontology annotation, cellular component: nucleus; cytoplasm.